Molecule: messenger RNA, 1818 nt
Organism: Haliotis rubra (blacklip abalone)
Lineage: Eukaryota; Metazoa; Mollusca; Gastropoda; Lepetellida; Haliotidae
Product: mesenchyme-specific cell surface glycoprotein-like
Exons: 10
Coding region: 724-1704 (326 amino acids)
Source: RefSeq, a predicted model, not a curated record
GUUGUUUUAAGCUGUAGAAGUUUUGGCAUGUAGACGUUUUGGGAGGACACUUGCCACCUUGUGGCCGCCGUUCCCGUCACUAGACCUUUAGCUUACAUCAAGGUCCCAGAUGGUUCUGGAAACACGAGACCUUUCCUGGGCACUGCAGACAGAAUAGCAUAUGACUCCGACGAGGAAUACGUCUAUGUAAUAGGCGGCCGAAGUGAGACCCUACACAUUGUGGAUCUGCAGGACCCUAGCAACCCCAGCAUUACCUUCUCUAGAACCUUCAGUGAAAUCACGGACGGCAUCCCAAAGGCAAUCUCUCUGUGUCGGAGUGGCCAGGUUCAGCAGGUUGCCAUUGCUUUCGCCUCUCGGACCAGGUUAAACGAAGGGCACGUUGAGGUUUUUAGGACGUUUCAAAGGUUUGAUCAGACGCUCCCUCUGCUUGGAAGAGUGUCCACCGAGUCUGACCCUGUGGCCGUUGAGUUUGACAGCACGUGUACAAGGUUUGUAGUCGCGUGUGAGGGACUUCCCGGAAGCAGAGACAACAACUUUGAGGAUCCCCUCGCCCAUGUUGAUGUAUUUGAGAGGAAUGUUGAUGCAUGGACAAAAUAUACAAUCAAUUUCCAGUCCGCACGUGGGCUACAAACUGCUCGCUACGUCUUCCGUGACGCCAACAAUGCACAGCACUCUGUUGUCAACGACCUUGAGCCUAGUGACAUCACCAUUGACGACAACAACAUGGUGUACGUCACACUCAUGGAGAAUAAUGCGCUGGCAAUCUUUAACCUGAACAACCUGGUAGGUGGGGUGGACAUCUACAGCCUGGGGACGAAGGACUGGAACAACUUUGACAUCGACACCAGUGAUCAGGAUCAAAGUAUCAGUCCAGACAGAAUAAAUAUGGUGAGGCGCAACAUUCGUAGCUUCUAUCAACCAGGCGCAAUCACCUCACUUAACUUCGGUGGCAACGUGUUUCUUGCGACGGCGAACACUGGUGCCGUCAAGCGCUAUACCACAGCCGUGGAAGGGGUUGACUUUACAGAAGCCAUCAGAGCCAGUACCGUUGAUCCUACUCUCUUUGACCCGAGCUUGGAUUCUGGCCUUGUUGCUGACUUAGGCUCAAAUGCUGCACUGGGUCGCCUGUAUGUGAGCAAUCUGCAGACUGAGACCGAUGGUUGGAAUCCCAUCUAUGGCUAUUUCAGUACAUUCUAUGCAUAUGGCGGUCGUAGUUGGUCGCUUUGGGACGCCAGCAGUGGGGCCCAGCAGUGGGACAGCGGGAGCGACCUUGAGUAUGAAGCGCAGCUAUACAAUGGUUCUGUCUUUAAUGGUGAUUGCACCUCUAUCAACCAAUCACCUCCACAGGCACUUGAUACCCGUUCAGAUGAUAAGGGUCCAGAACCAAAGGCUAUUGCCACAACGCUUUUCGGCAGCGAUCAGAUUGUGGCUGUAGGGAGCGGACGUAUGGGCGCGAUAUUCAUAUACAGACUUGGCGAAUCUGAGGCUCCAGGCUUUCCUCAGGGCGAAUUCCAGAGCUACAACCGACUGGGAGACAAUAACGGUAACUGGGGUCAACUUUACGACUCCGCCGAAGCUGGGACACCCUUUAUCAACGACCUGAAGUUUGUUGUGAGCAAAGCUGGCCAGACGCUCCUGCUGGCAGUGGGAUCACAGAUGGGUGUGGUCGCAGUACACGAGCUUUACGAGGGCACGUUUCCCUAGAAGCCUGCAGUCUCCUCACCAGUAUUUCACAGCACAAUAUCACAAUAUCUAUCAUGUGCGCUUAAAAAACCCAUUGGACAUGCGUGGGGCACAUUAAAAUUACUAAACGUUGAA